This is a messenger RNA of Drosophila navojoa, 909 nucleotides long. RefSeq names its product transformer (gene tra). The record is from RefSeq and is a predicted model, not a curated record. Gene Ontology annotation, biological process: female sex differentiation; mRNA processing. NCBI's taxonomy places the organism in Eukaryota, Metazoa, Arthropoda, Insecta, Diptera, Drosophilidae.
AAGUAGCUGCUGCAAUAUUGUGAAAUGUGACGUCAGAGUACGCAGACUGAAAAUGCAGUAGUGCAACACGUAACCUUGGCCCUGACAGCGUUAUGUUUGUAAAUUACAAGUGCACAAAUUGUGUUUGAUAUAGUGUGUGCAUGCAAUAUGGACGCCGACAGCAGUUCACGUUCACCAAGAGAUACGAGGAGGCGUACGCGUCCCAAGGAGAAGGAGAAAGAGAAGGUGCCAUACUUUGCGGAUGAAGCGAGGGAACGUGAUCGAGUGCGUAAUUUGCGACUUAGGAAAACAUCGGUAGCACGCCCAACCACACCGCCAAGAGGAAGGCCAAGGCGUGCCAGAUCUCGCUCAUAUUCAGCGGAACGCAAUUGCUGCCAUGGACGUCGCCGGUCCAGGAGCUACGAACGCCGUCACAGCAGCAAUCGCCAUAAGUCCGCCACAGCACCCGCUGCAAAGCCUAAUCGACGUCGCAGCCGUAGCCGUAGUCGGAGCCGCAGCCGCAGUCGCUCUCGAACGCCACGCAUUAUAACGGUGCCCGUGCCAGUGCCUGCUGCCGAUUAUCCCUACGCCUACGUGAGGUUGGCCACCUCCGCCACAGCGUCCACAUUUCAAUCCCAUGUAUGGCGCCGUGCCAUACGGCCUGCCACCGCGUCCUGUGUAUCCUGCGCAUCCGUAUUUUGCGCCGUAUCCACGACCGAGGCCCGCAUUCGCCUAUCGCGCCGCUCCAUUUCGGCCGCAUCCCCGAUUUAGCUAUAGGAAUCAACGGCAGGCGCCGAAUUGAAUUUUUUAAACUUUACAUAAUUACAAAUUUAUUUACUCAACUGCUAUUUACAUUCGUGUGUUUUGAUUUGUACAUUAAAUUAAUAAAUUAUACACAUGAAACUAAAUACAAAUAAAAAUAAUAAAAAA